Sycon ciliatum is the source of this 2595-nucleotide messenger RNA. RefSeq lists its product as uncharacterized. Gene Ontology annotation, cellular component: nucleus. Bases 385 to 2076 code for a protein of 563 amino acids. The record is from RefSeq and is a predicted model, not a curated record. The transcript is spliced from 2 exons. Lineage: Eukaryota; Metazoa; Porifera; Calcarea; Leucosolenida; Sycettidae. Gene Ontology annotation, biological process: sensory organ development; positive regulation of transcription by RNA polymerase II; axon development. Gene Ontology annotation, molecular function: E-box binding; protein dimerization activity; DNA-binding transcription factor activity, RNA polymerase II-specific.
CAUUGCAAUACCUGCAGCUCGCAGCGCAAACGUCGGAGGAACGAUAUAAAUGUGUUGACACGUGCUGACCGUCAACUUUAUGCACACAGUUCCGCUGUGGUGAGAUUCAAUUUCAAGCCUUCUGUCUCGCGUCAUUCCUUCCACCUUAUCCGAUAAUUCUAGCCUCAAAGUUAUUGACACAUUUCGGACUCACUUAGUCUUUAGAAUUAUGACGUGUGCUUCUUCAUUGUUCAAUUCAACUGUGCAGUAUGGUAGUGAUUAGGGCCUGCCCUGUAUGUCCCAAGGUGUUUGCCUUCUGUUAUACGUCAUAACACAAAAAAGGUCAGUGUGAAGCAGUGUGUGUGUGUGAAGCAGCAGCAGCUGCAGCAGUACUAGCAGCCAUUAAUGUCGUAUACCAGACACACAGUGACAGUGUUUCACGUUCAAGUAGCUGUUCAAGGCUUGUGCUCCAAAAUCGUUAUGGCCCUGUUGUCUCUCAUGAUCAAUAGCAGUGAUGCGAAAAGAAGAACUUCCUUGCCAUCGUCAACGAGUGCGUCCGGAACUUGUAGCAGCCAUGAAGAACAGUCUGGCGCACGAUCUGAAUCCCCAGAUUCAGGGGUCGAUGACGCCAACCUUCUUCAAGAACCUUCCCCUACCCGUCGUGGCGAAACUAGUCACGCGUCUGCAAGAACGGAAAGGAGCAGCACGGUUCAGCGAAGCCAUCCUGCAAACACAUCAGAUUCAGUUGGUCCCAGGGUGGCAGCAUCUAUCCUUCAACCCAAAGAUAAGAAGAAGCAAACCCGGGUGAGAGCUCCAGCAGGAAUGCCCGAAAAACAAGCGAAGGUAUGGCGAAGGAGUCGUGCAAGUGGUAGGGAACUAGCCCGCAUACAUGCGCUUGCUGAUGCUUUAGAGGACCUUAGAGCGAUUGUUCCUAAAUCACUUGAUGAAGAGAAAGCAACGAAGGUGAAGCUACUCCGUCAAGCUUCGAGCUACAUUCAGCUUCUGGGAGAAAUGCUAGAGGCCCCUCCCGGCCCUGAUGCCUCCAGUACUGCUGCAAUAUGUAGUGAUACAGGCGAUGACGCCAUGAGUGAGCCACAUAGUGAUCCCCGUCAUCAGUUUGCCUCCACAACCAGCCUGAUGCAGCUGGGGGGCGUUAGCUCUCUUGGCAGCUUCAACAAUGUCGCUGCUGCAAUGGAGGAACAUCACAAACAAUCCGAACAACAUGAUGACGAGUCCCCACACGACAUUGAAGAUGAUCAGCGUUCGGAGAGCACAACGAACAGUGGUGGACUACUCAAAGAAAAGCAACCCCGUCACCUGCAGCCUCCCUCAGCCCCCGCUGCAGCACUCCAGCAACACAGCAGUGCUGUCAUGAAUACGGAAAGUACAUCAUGGGAGAGUAAGAAGGAAGCACUGCUUGACAUGCAACGUAAAUUAGAAGAACGGCAGCAACUGCUAAGCCUAGCAACACAGCCAGCGCUGCAACCACCGGCCGUUGCCAGUGCAGCGUUUGCAUCAGCACCUCCUGGUGGCAGUGUGCCUGUGUUACAGGUGGCACAGUCCUACCAUCCCAAUCAUUUGACUCUUUCUGCUCCCACGGCUAGAACUCCGCCCGUGGAUUUCCUCUCCAGCAUUCAAAGUCCCAUCAUACCAAUUGCCCCCUCGCCAUGGAGUGUCUCACAAGCCUCACAUCCCGCCGGCUAUGAGGUCCAAUCCCGUCCCAUCACUUUGUCCACUGGGCCACCGUACACCCAGCUACAGCAGCCAUCUCCCCACCACCCGAACAUCUACCACCUAGCCAGCACGACUGCUGCUUCUCAGCCUGUUCACCGGAGCAUGGCGACCGGCACCGCUGCAAACACACCUACUCAGGGCUUAUCCUUACCGGCGAUCCAGUUUCCGGCAGGAGGAGCUACGGCUUCUUUUCAAUCGCCCACACGUGCUGUGAUGAUGGCCCCUGGCUUAUACCCGGCUGCUGCCCAUGCCACUGGUCAACCUGGCACUAUACAGGUGUCUCCGGGUUUCGGCAUUCAAGCAAAUGCACAGACUGGCAUGCUAGCCUGGCAGAUGCCCAGCACUGGCCAAAGACUGUACUAACGACAGUUCCAAGACAAAGCAAGUUUCAAACCAUACGGACAUGAUUGCGAUAUCCAUGACUAUGUACAAUGUAUGGGGCUCCCCGGUAGUACAUCAUCGUUGUGUACUUCACGGAUUCGAGCCCCGCGCGCAGUCGAGGACCUCCGCAGGAGGGAUUUCCAGAUUAUAUUAUUGAAUAUUGGGGUGUUUUUGGAUCUUGGAGAUUCUUGAAUUUUGCUGUUUUCAGUGAAUUUUGGCAAAUUCGCCAAUUUUUCGCAACGUUUUGCUGAAUUCUACAUGUACAUGUACAUUGUACGUGAUGAUUGUACAGAUAGUUUUCUGCUUUUGAGAGAGUUUUUAAUUUUUUUUUAAUUUUUCGGAUAGCACUUCCAAGCUCCACUGCAGCCACUUCAUCGAUGGUGUGUGUAGGGUUUUUCGGAUAGGAUUAUUUUUUAGACUUGAAUCUUGAUGCUCCAGAAUGAUAUCUUCUAUCUCAAUAAUACACAAUUUCUUGUGAAUAAUCUGGAAGGCCUUGUUAUA